Messenger RNA from Mercenaria mercenaria, 2457 nucleotides. RefSeq lists its product as uncharacterized. Bases 1 to 1980 code for a protein of 659 amino acids. Lineage: Eukaryota; Metazoa; Mollusca; Bivalvia; Venerida; Veneridae. The record is from RefSeq and is a predicted model, not a curated record. The transcript has 5 exons.
AUGAGAAGUGUAGUACGUUACAUAAUGCUGCCAACAUCUAAGAUAUAUCCUUCAAGUGCACCAUAUUCUCAAGGAACACCGCUGAAUGAAAACCAGCAAAUACAGACAGAAAUAAAAUCGUCACCAAACUACAGAGCAGUUGGAGAUGACGAUGAAGAGUUCGCAUGUCAAGGUGGUAAAGGCGCAAGCAAGCAAGACAUCGUCACUGAACUAAAUCAAGAGUAUUUCGAUUGUCCAGGUGACGAAGAAUGGAUGUCCUUUCUUUACUCUGGGAAGAAGAAAGUCGCAAAGAGAUUGUUGGAAUUGGGACACCUUCCGAAACAGAGAAUACUGAACGAAAUAUGUCUACUGUUCGGAAGAAAAUCUAAAGUGACAAUAAUGAUCUGCAACGCAAUUUGUGUGCACAUAAAAUCAAAAAAUGAACAUAUCAUAGAUGUUUGGGCUGCAUAUACACUACAAAACAUGAAUAGUAUAACUUUUGUCGUUAGUUUGGAAGAAUUUGAGAACACGGGAAGGGAUGAUCAAGCAGAAAGUAUCCGCAUAGACAAAAUGAUUGACUAUUCUUUCAUAAAAAGAAUAGUAGGAAAAUACAGUUACGAAAGUACUGAAAUCAUGAACCACAAUGUUACUUCUGGCGAAGACUUUGAUGACGAUGCCUACUGUAAGCUCCAAACCUGUGUUGCAAAAUAUUCUGUAGAAUUGAUGAAGCAGCACAAGUAUUUGUCUAUCGUAUCUGCUUGUUCUAAAAGAUCAACAGGGUAUGGCCCCUCCUUGAACCUGAAGCCUGAAAACUGCAUUGUUCUUUACGUACACACAAAACAUUAUAUUCCAAUCAACGAGGAUCCGUUCAAAACCCAUUAUGAUGAAAUACCGGUUGAUGUAAGAGAAGGUGUCUUUAUUCGUUUCGGGAGAACUGCUACAGACUUUUUGGAUCAUGUACAAAUGGGUUGCCAAAUACGCGGAGAGGUUGAAAAUGGCCAGUAUGUUGAAGGAACCUUAGGUUGUUUUAUUGAUCAUCCACAAUACGGUGUAUGCGGACUGACAUGUGCACAUGUUUUAUUAAGCCCAUGGGAUUUGAUCAGGCUGAAAUCAGUGCACAAUGGUACUUUCAACUGGCCGUUACAUGAUAUGCAAAGGACAGUUUACCAGCCUGCAAACCAAACUAACGAUAUUGGCCAUACCGUUCAGUUAGUCUACAAGGAAGGGUCUGAAAAUUGCAGUGGAAUGGAAGUGGCUCUGUUUAAACUAACAAACAGAUAUCCAAAAUCUUCAGAUGUACCUGAUGCUUCGGUAACAGUAGCCUCUACGACUGCCAUGAACAUAAACUACGAACACUGGCGGAUUUGCAGUGCGGAAAGACUUAAUUCAAGAAUGAAACAUGUAAUUAAGUUUGGAUCAAAGACCGAGUUACGAGCUGGGAUAAUAGAAUUCGGCACUAUGGCAGUUAAAGAGCUGAAUUCCUAUCCACUUGCAACAGGGUAUUUUAGUAUCAAACUGCACAAACAAAUUGAAGUUAGACCGCAAAACACGAGUUUUGCAUUUGCAGACAAAGGUGAUUCAGGCUCCCUUGUUUUCCUUGUUGGCGACAACAGUUCUGAGCACACCUGUAUUGGAAUUGUAGAAGGAGGAACAUCAUAUGGAACUGUGGUUGUGAGUCCUAUUGUUCCUAUUUUAGAUGAACUGAAAGUUUCAAGUUUGAAAAGUUUUGAUUCUGCAAACACUCUCUCUGAAAUACAUGGCAAAAUAGAAAAUGUCGGAAGCGAAGUGCAGACAGUGAAAAAUGAUGUACAAACUUUGACAGGCGAAAUGCAAAGAAUGCGUGGUGAUAUGCAGACUGAAAUGCAGAAUAUGACUAGAGACAUCCAGAAUAUAGAUAGUAGAAUGGAUAAUCGCAUGCAGCAGAUUCAGCAAAUGCUAAGUGUUUUAUUGCCGCCGCAUAAUUAUAAUACGCAUCAAAGUCCUGCUCCUUCGAAUACUUAGGAAAAUCAACGUAAUACACAAUUAUGUGAAAAGACCAAAAUUAUGCAUAUAAGUUGUAACUAUUUCCAUUGCAAGCUACAUUGUAAGUAGUAUAAGUAAUAGGGGUUCUGGCCCGAUUUUUUUUUCAAUUUUAACUAGCAUACCCGAAUAACUAAGCACACUUUGAUCUUACCUUAAACUUUAGUAGAAACUAAGUUUCUGUCUUAAAAUACUAACUUGGUACCCUUGGUACCCUGAAAAUCUUUGAUGGACGUAAGGUUGAAGGGAUAAAAUGAAAACCAAGGUCCACUUAAAUUGAAAACAACAAUUGAAACAGAAAAAAAACAGAAGAAAAUGUCCUUAUUAAUUAAAAUAAUGUAUUAUUGUUUGUUCAUUUACUCUUUGAUUGUUUACUCUCAGUGUUUUAUACAGUAAAUCAUACAACGGUACUUUAUCUUGUAACAUUUUAAUGAAAAAUAAACAAUAAUAUCCACAAAG